Amphibalanus amphitrite is the source of this 1162-nucleotide messenger RNA. It is a transcript of the gene RpS3A, whose product is annotated as 40S ribosomal protein S3a-like. The transcript is spliced from 5 exons. Gene Ontology annotation, biological process: translation. The record is from RefSeq and is a predicted model, not a curated record. Gene Ontology annotation, cellular component: cytosol; ribosome. The coding region runs from base 331 to 1131 and encodes 266 amino acids. NCBI's taxonomy places the organism in Eukaryota, Metazoa, Arthropoda, Thecostraca, Balanomorpha, Balanidae. Gene Ontology annotation, molecular function: structural constituent of ribosome.
UUGUCGCAAAUGUUCGCACGGACGGUGGCGCCCUCCCCUCAGUGCACACCUAUAUUUUCAAGCGAGACUUUACUGAACUUACAGCAGAUGUCAGCACUCUAGCGAGUAACUUUUGUAGAUGUCGUUCUAAAUCCAUAUAUUCUUUAUGAUUCUAUACUUUUGGGGUUUCUUUGAAUUGCUUUCUAGAAAUUUCAGUUUGAAAAUUUCUUCUGAAAAACACAGUUUUGGUCGAGUUUGAAAUUGGAACUAUUAUUUCAGAUAAAAAUAUAUUUCUGAAAAUGGCCUUGUGCAUUAUUCGGUCACGAACUUCCUUUUCCAAGUGAGGCGAUCAUGGCGGUCGGCAAAAGCAAAAACCAGGGAAAAUCUGGCAAGAAGGGCGGGAAGAAGAAGGUGGUCGACCCCUUCACCCGCAAGGAUUGGUAUGACAUCGUCGCGCCUUCCAACUUCAAGGUCCGUCAGAUGGGGAAAACCCUCGUCAACAGGACCCAGGGCACAAGGAUCGCGUCGGACGGUCUGAAGGGCCGCGUGUACGAGGUGUCUCUGGCUGACCUGCAGCAGGAUCAGGAUGCCGAGAGGUCCUUCCGGAAGUUCAAGCUCAUCUGUGAGGAGGUCCAGGGCAAGAACUGCCUGACCAACUUCCACGGCAUGGACAUCACCACUGACAAGCUCAGGUCCAUGGUCAAGAAGUGGCAGACCCUGAUCGAGGCCAACGUGGACGUUAAGACCACCGACGGCUACCUGCUGCGGGUGUUCUGCAUCGGCUUCACCAAGAAGAACCCCAACUCCGAGAAGAAGACGGCCUACGCGCAGCACUCUCAGAUCCGUAACAUCCGCCGCACCAUGGUGGAUACCAUCAACAAGGAGGUGGGCUCGGUCGACCUGAAGGAGGUCGUCAACAAGCUGAUCCCCGACACCAUUGCCAAGGACAUUGAGAAGGCCUGCAGCAAGAUCUACCCCCUCCACGAUGUCUACCUGCGCAAGGUGAAGGUGCUCCGCCGUCCCCGGUUCGACAUGAGCAAGCUGCUGGAGCUGCACGGCGACAGCAAGACCACCUCGUCCAACGUCGGCGAGGCCGGCGCGCCCGUCGAGAAGGCCGACGGAUACGAGCCGCCAGUGCUCGACUCGGUCUAACUCUAGCGAAUACACGCGCGACGCUGUGAAA